AUGUCACUCACCGUCUCCCAAAUCAUCAAAUAUGUGCAAGAAACCCAUCCCAACCGGUGGGAUGGUCCUACCAUUGCCACGACCCUAUCUUUCACAUGUAGAUUCAUCGUUCUAGGGAUUGGGUUAUUGAGAAUCGGUUGGCUGGUAGAAUUCAUCCCCGCACCGGCUGUGAGCGGCUUCAUGACAGGUUCAGCGAUCAGCAUUGUUGCUGGUCAAGUGCCUGGCCUUAUGGGUAUUACCGGAUUUGACACACGCUCCGCCACCUACCUCGUUAUUAUCAACACUCUCAAACGCCUACCGAUAACCACUCUAGACGCGGCAUGGGGUUUACCCGCGUUGGUGGGUCUUUACGGAAUACGAAUUAUAUGCGACUAUCUUGGCAGAAGGUACCCACGGCGAGCCCAUGUCUUCUUUUUCAUGUCUAUUCUUCGCAAUGCGCUUAUUCUGGUCGUAUUUACGAUUGCUUCCUGGCUCUAUGUCAGGCAUAGAGCCAAUUCGAAAGGAAAAUACCCGAUUAAGAUUCUAGGCAAUGUACCCAGAGGUUUACAGCAUGUUAAGCCCCCUACUAUCGACCCAGAGCUCGUUUCUGCACUUGGCUCUCAACUUCCAAUCGCCACCAUCAUUCUGUUCUUGGAACACAUCGCAAUCUCCAAAUCAUUUGGACGACUGAAUGGCUACAAGAUCAAUCCCAAUCAAGAACUGAUUGCUAUCGGCGUCACCAAUACCAUUGGGUCGGUCUUUGGCGCUUAUCCAGCUACCGGUUCAUUUUCACGAUCGGCUUUGAAAUCGAAGAGUGGUGUACGAACACCUCUAGCUGGUAUCAUUACUGCCAUCGUCGUUAUCGUGGCUUUAUACGGUCUUACACCUGCGUUCUUCUGGAUUCCCAAUGCUUCUCUGAGCGCAGUGAUCAUACACGCCGUCGCAGACUUAGUUGCAUCCCCGCAGCAGGUAUUUUCCUACUGGCGGGUGUCGCCCUUGGAGUUCGCCAUCUGGUUGGCAGCAGUUUUAGUCACCGUUUUCACCACCAUCGAAUAUGGCAUCUACGUCUCGGUGGUUGCUUCUCUCGUUCUACUCCUCAUCCGUGUUGCACGGCCUCGGGGAGGUUUCCUUGGAAAGGUUUCUCUGAAGAAGACCACAGGAGAUCAAGAAGAAGAACGCGAAGUUUUCGUACCCUUGACGGACAACGGUGUAAUUAACUCAGAGUUAACCGUCAUCCCUCCUCCACCCGGCGUGAUCGUUUACCGUUUGGAGGAGAGUUACCUCUAUCCUAACUGCUCUAUUGUCAAUGACGUUAUUGUCGACUGCGUCAAAACGCACAUGAGAAGGGGAAUGGACCUCAGCACAAUCAAAGUCGGCGAUCGACCAUGGAACGACCCGGGUCCGGGUCGUGGAAGAACUGACCUUUCGGAACAAGAAGAAAAUGCCAGAAAGCCCAUCCUUCAUGCCGUGGUUCUUGACUUCUCUGCAAUUUCGCAUAUAGAUACUACCGCGAUACAGAGCCUGAUUGACACAAGAAACGAAUUGGACCGGUGGGCUAACCACCCCGUGGACUUCCAUUUUGCUACGAUCCUUUCCCCUUGGAUCCGAAGAGCUUUAAUUGCUGGUGGAUUUGGCCUCUCUGGAUCGUCUCCUACAUCGGCCCCUCAGGAAAUAGCUGCUGUUGUUCCUUAUCGUGAUGGCCAACGAGACAGAAAUUCAGUCGACUUACGGGAACAGGAUACUGAAGGAGGGAGAGUCGACUCCGGAUCGUUAAGCUCUAAGAGUAGGAAGAUAUCCCGUUUUGAAGGGAGAUUCAGCACUGCCCUUCCCUCGGAAACUCCAUUCUUCCAUCUCGACCUCAUCAGUGCCGUGAAUGCAGCGGAGAGUGGUCUAGGUCGUUGGGAAUCUGUGACAACGUAA
Messenger RNA from Marasmius oreades (fairy-ring Marasmius), 1899 nucleotides. RefSeq lists its product as uncharacterized. The record is from RefSeq and is a predicted model, not a curated record. Gene Ontology annotation, molecular function: sulfate transmembrane transporter activity. Gene Ontology annotation, cellular component: membrane. Gene Ontology annotation, biological process: transmembrane transport. Bases 1 to 1899 code for a protein of 632 amino acids. NCBI's taxonomy places the organism in Eukaryota, Fungi, Basidiomycota, Agaricomycetes, Agaricales, Marasmiaceae. The transcript has 6 exons.